AUGGAGGGAACAAUCUAUGAGGAAAAAGCUGAAGGGGUGGGUGAAUUCUCGGAAAUCUUCCUCCGGCCAAUUGACCUUUCCGACGCUGAUGAUUUCAUGGUGUGGGCUGCAGAUGAAAGGGUGGCCUCCUUCUGCCGCUGGGACACCUACACCUCCAAGGAAGAUGUCAUGAACUACAUAAAGAGCACUGCCAUUCCCCACCCAUGGUUCAGGGUCAUUUGCCUCAACUACAAAGCAAUUGGGGCUAUUUCAGUGACUUCAAAUUCUAAAACCACUGAUAGGUGUAGAGGGGAACUUGGGUAUGCUCCGGCCUACAAGUACUGGGGCAACGGAAUCGCCACCCGGGCAGUGAAAAUGGUGGCUUCGACCAUAUUCCAAGAGUGGCCGCACUUGGAGAGACUCGAAGCUCUAGUUGUUGUCGAUAACCGGGGCUCGCAGAGGGUGUUGGAGAAGGCUGGGUUCAGGAGGGAAGGGGUCCUGAGGAAGUAUUACGUUCUCAAGGGAAAACCUAAAGACAUGGUGAUGUUUAGUCUUCUUUCCAUUGAUGCUGCAACAUCCUUUUCCUAG
Malania oleifera is the source of this 567-nucleotide messenger RNA. RefSeq lists its product as uncharacterized. Gene Ontology annotation, molecular function: acyltransferase activity, transferring groups other than amino-acyl groups. The record is from RefSeq and is a predicted model, not a curated record. The transcript has a single exon. NCBI's taxonomy places the organism in Eukaryota, Viridiplantae, Streptophyta, Magnoliopsida, Santalales, Ximeniaceae. Bases 1 to 567 code for a protein of 188 amino acids.